AUGCUGGAACAUGUUUUCAUUGGAAACUCGGCCACUGGCACUGGCUCCAACGGUCGCGGGGACCUGGAGGGUCCGGCAGAGGGGGAACGGGGCCGGGGGUGGGUUGGUUCAUUGCUGGGUCGGAUGGAGCUGUUCCAGUCGCGGACCGAGUACACGGUACGGGGGGCCGACAGCUGCCUGUCCUGCAGCCGGUCCAGCGGCAGCAUGGAGAUCAAAGCAGCUUCUGAAGUGGAUCUGUCCAGUGCUGUCUGCCUUGGCCUUGUUGAAGGAGUUAUUGGGAAGUUUCAAUUUCACCCAGACUUGGAAUGCUUCCUGGUCCUCGUUCAGCAGAAGGGUUUGGUCGGCACAGUUCCCGGGAAGCACGACAUGUAUAAAAUCACCAAGGUGGCUGUGAUACCGCUGACUGAUGCUGAUCCUCCAGAUCUGAAGCUGGAGUAUUGCAAGACACAUCAGCAGCUUUCAUCUGAGUCUGCCGAAACUCUCUUCCCGAGAAAGGUCACAGGGGAUUCGAGUUCCAGACGGCAGUUCAGCGACGAGAAGUUGGAACGACGCCUCCUGGAGGAACUUGUCAAGAUGUUCACCGACUCCGACUCGUUCUACUACAGCCUGACCUAUGACAUCACAAACACAGCCCAGCGGCAGCAGUGCGGGACAGAAGGCCAACUGAGGACGCCGCCAGGGGUUGACGAUCGAUUUUUCUGGAACAAGUAUAUGAUUCAAGACUUGCUUAAACGAAAGGGUGCCAUGACAGAUCAGUGGAUCAUUCCUAUCAUCCAGGGCUUCGUGCAGGUGGAGGAGAUCCAUGUCCGCUACGGCGAGCGGCUCACGGGGGAGUCCGCCUCCUCCGACCGCCUGGCGGACGAGCAGCCGCUGAGUUCACCCGAGUCAAAGUUCCUGCUCGUCCUCAUCUCCCGGAGAAGCAGGCACCGAGGAGGGAUGCGGUACAAACGCAGGGGCGUCGACAGCGACGGGCAUGUGGCCAAUUACGUGGAGACCGAGCAGCUGAUCUACAAUGGAGACGACAUCUUAUCCUUUGUCCAGAUACGAGGAUCUGUCCCUGUGUUCUGGAGUCAGGAAGGCUAUCGGUAUAAGCCCAGUCCCAAGCUGCACAAGAGUGAAGAAGAGAACAAACACGCUUUUCAGACCCACUUCAGGGAGCAAUUCAAGAUUUACAAUAAACAGGUUAUCAUCAACCUCGUGAACCAGACGGGGACAGAGAAGCUGAUUGCCGAUGCUUACCUGAGGCACUUCAAGAUGCUCAACGAUCCGCGCCUCAUUUAUGUGGCCUUCGAUUUCCACCAGCAAUGUCAGGGCAGAAAGUUUGAAAAUGUUGAGAUCCUGACCAAUGGAAUUAGUGACAUCAUCAAUGAUCUGAAGUGGUUCAGGUUGUCCAAGGGCAGGGUGCUGAAGGUACAGGAGGGAGUACCCCGUGUUAACUGCAUGGACAGCCUCGACCGUACCAACCUCGUGCAGAGUAUCAUUGCCCGCAAGAUCCUGGAGCAACAGCUGAAGGUGCUGAAGAUACUUCCGCAACAACGCAGUCUCCCCUCCAGCAUUCAAAGAAUAUUCCAGAUCAUGUGGGCAAACAACGGCGAUGCCAUCAGCAGGCAGUACGCGGGCACAGCUGCCAUGAAGAGUGACUUCACUCGGACUGGAGAGAGAAAGCUUUCCGGAGUGAUGAAAGACGGCUAUCGUUCCGCCAACAGAUAUUACCUCUGUCACUUCAGACACGCAUACAGGCAGACCGUGAUCGAUAUGAUGCAUGGGUGUCAAUUGACCAAAGGCUUUCACAACCUCCUUGGAAAAGAAAAGCCCGCAAAAGCUCUGCUCAUCAAGGAGCACCGGAGAAGCCAGAAGCAGGAAAUUGAAGAUUUGAUCCUUCACUGUAGUUCACUGCUGAUACCAGCUGCCGAGAAGUGUUUGGGAGGCCGGCUCUUCAUCGAUUGUGAUCCAAGGUUGAGGGAUUCGGCCGAACAGAAUUUGGACCUCAUGCUUCUAGUUUCCAGUGAAGCUUGUUAUUUUGCACACAUCAACAAAGAGUCUGAAGUCUCACAUUCAAGACGGAUUGCUCUUUCGGAGGUGAACAGAAUAGAAAUCGGUCUUCAACCUGUCUCGAAGGAAAAGUCUAAGAAAAUUUCUAUGAAGCUACAUUACAGAGGCUCGGGGAGGAGGGCCAAUCAGUACACGCUAAGUCCAGCUCUUCAGCACUCACCAGACAGCAGCAGAGGUAGAAGCCUUUACCCAACCUGGUCGAAGUCUCAGCAGCAAGUUUCUUCAGCCCGAAUCAGGACUAAUCGUUUCAUGGAAGGCAUGUGGAACCUGCUACGAUCUAUCCUGCAGUUGCUCGUGACCACCAUCAAGUCGUGCCAACUGCGAAACAGGAAGGUCGACACGUCCGCCGACGACCGGGUGGAAGAAUCGUCCGGUGCUUCGGAAACUCGGAUUAUCGAGACUCCAGGGCUGCGCAGAGACAUUCCGUGUAUCAUUGAACCGCCGGAACUCGACGCUCUCCACCCGCCUGACCAGGAGGUCAGCCAUGGCCGGGUCAUCUCCAUACACCUACCCAAAGACGGCAUGGCAGCCUUGCAAGUUUUUCAUGACACAGACACUUCGGACACUGAAGGGCCAUCACGUUCGUCGUGGCUGAACGAGGGAAGUUGCGACUUAAUUUCAUUACAAAGUACGCCCUCUGCUUCUACCUUAGGGACCACCUCCUCGUUUUCCUCCGAUUACGAUUCCAAUGAGGACGAAUUAGGUCAAACUCGCAACUCGCCUGACAUUUGUCAACUGCGGGAACAAACCUGGCUCCGGGACCCUUCCGCCCACCGGAUUAGGUUCCAGGCCCCCGGCACCCUGCGGUACUCAGGGUGCCAGCCUUCGCGGGAGCCGGUUCUCCCUGGGCAUAUCCGCUCCCACUCGCCCACCCAGAGCAGCGGCGGUAACGCUGUCACCCCAAACGCCCGCCACAUGCGUCAAUUUUAUGGCCCAGGACGCGGGCGGGGAGAGGGGCUCCUGUCUUUCGGAGUUAAUCAGGACUUCAGCGGACCGGGAUCACAGCUCAUGCAGUUCUAG
This is a messenger RNA of Mobula hypostoma (lesser devil ray), 3072 nucleotides long. Its product is annotated as phosphatidylinositide phosphatase SAC2-like. Lineage: Eukaryota; Metazoa; Chordata; Chondrichthyes; Myliobatiformes; Myliobatidae. The transcript has 21 exons. Gene Ontology annotation, molecular function: phosphatidylinositol-4-phosphate phosphatase activity. Gene Ontology annotation, biological process: regulation of endocytic recycling; phosphatidylinositol dephosphorylation. The coding region runs from base 1 to 3072 and encodes 1023 amino acids. The record is from RefSeq and is a predicted model, not a curated record. Gene Ontology annotation, cellular component: early endosome; clathrin-coated endocytic vesicle.